This is a messenger RNA of Vitis riparia (riverbank grape), 757 nucleotides long. RefSeq names its product major strawberry allergen Fra a 1-3-like. Gene Ontology annotation, molecular function: signaling receptor activity; abscisic acid binding; protein phosphatase inhibitor activity. The record is from RefSeq and is a predicted model, not a curated record. Gene Ontology annotation, biological process: defense response; abscisic acid-activated signaling pathway. The coding region runs from base 55 to 534 and encodes 159 amino acids. Lineage: Eukaryota; Viridiplantae; Streptophyta; Magnoliopsida; Vitales; Vitaceae. The transcript is spliced from 2 exons. Gene Ontology annotation, cellular component: nucleus; cytoplasm.
UGGUGAAGAUCCCCACAAUUUUCAAAGACCAUUGCUUUCAUAUUCUCCCAAAACAUGGGUGUCACCAGUUUCACACAAGAAUUCACAUGCCCAAUUGCCCCCUCUCGCAUCUUCAAGGCCCUGAUCCUAGACUCCAACAACCUGAUCCCAAAGCUCUUGCCCCAGACCAUAAGAAGCAUCGAUGUUGUCCAAGGAGAUGGAGGAGCUGGAACCAUUGAACAAGUGAACUUCACCGAAGCUAGCAAUCUCAAAUACGUGAAGCACCAAAUCGAAGAAUUGGACAAAGAGAAUUUUGUGUGCAAGUAUCGUAUGAUUGAGGGAGAUGUAUUGGGUGAGGAGCUUGAAUCAAUUGCUCAUGAGGUGAAGUUUGAGGCAACAGAUGGAGGUAGCAUUUGUAAGAUGGCAAGCGAGUAUCACACCAAGGGAAAGUUUGAGAUUAAGGAAGAGGAGAUAAAAGCUGGUAAGGCUAGAGCUAUGGGGAUAUACAAAGUUGUGGAAGCCUAUCUAUUGGAGAAUCCCCAUGUCUAUGCUUAGUUUCUAUCUUCCUCUAUAUACAUAUUCACACAUAUUUGAUUGUCACUUCUUUGUUGUCCAAUGUUUUCUCUAUUAUAUACUUUAUACUGGUUUUUUGUAUUCUUCAUUACAUGUACCCUUAAUUUUUUUCUUUUUUUCCUUGGCCAAAAUUGCCUCUAAAUUUCCCUAUUGUAAUGUUAUUGACAAAUGAAAAAACUAAGAAAUACGAAUUUUUUUGUUUGAA